AUGGCAGGGAUCCUCGCAUGGUUCUGGAACGAGCGGUUCUGGCUGCCGCACAACGUCACCUGGGCGGACCUGCAGAGCACGGAGGAAGCCGCUUUCCCCCAGGCGGAGGACCUCUACCUCGCCUUCCCCCUGGCCUUCUGCAUCUUCAUGAUCCGGCUGCUCUUCGAAAGGUUUGUUGCUAAACCAUGUGCCUUAGGCCUUAAAGUCCAAGCCAAUGGACCACAGAAAGCUCAACCUAAUGCUAUCCUGGAAAAAGUUUUCACAGCUAUUACAAAGCAUCCAGAUGAGAAGAGGCUGGAGGGCCUUUCCAAGCAGUUGGACUGGGAUGUACGCAGUAUUCAACGUUGGUUUCGACAAAGACGCAACCAGGAAAAGCCCAGCACUCUUACAAAGUUCUGUGAGAGCAUGUGGAGAUUUACAUUUUACCUUUAUAUAUUUACCUAUGGAGUACGGUUCCUGAAAAAGACACCUUGGCUCUGGAAUACCAGACAGUGCUGGAAUGGGUAUCCAUAUCAGCCACUGAUGCCUGACCUUCAUUACUACUACAUAGUUGAAUUGUCAUUCUACUGGUCCUUAAUGUUUUCUCAAUUCAUUGACAUCAAAAGAAAGGAUUUUGGCAUCAUGUUUACACAUCACAUUGUAACAGUCACCCUGAUAACCUUCUCAUAUGUAACCAAUUUGACACGAGUGGGAACCUUGACCUUAUGUCUCCAUGAUGCGGCUGAUGUUGUCCUAGAGGCUGCCAAAAUGGCAAACUAUUGCAAGUGUCAAAAACUGAGUGACCUUCUGUUCCUUACAUUUGCCAUUGUCUUCAUUGUCAGUAGGCUUGGCUUAUAUCCCUUAUGGAUAUUAAACACAACAUUGUUUGAACUGUAUGAAGCUCUGGGCAAUUUUCCUGCCUUGUGGGUCUUCAACAUGCUGCUUGUGAUUCUUCAAAUUCUGCACUGUUUUUGGUCCUACCUAAUCAUAAAAGCAGCCUACAAAGCUAUUUCAAAGGGCAAGGCUGGGAAGUGGAACCCUUUGAAUGUAACAAAGGAUGACCGAAGUGACAUUGAGUCAAGCUCAGAUGAGGAAGAAACAGUACCUCGUUCAAAGACCCUCAACAGCACUAUCACCACUAACGGGACCAGCGGUGCCAACGGGACCAACGGGUAUCUUACUGGUGGCACUUGCUCAGAGGAGCAUUAA
Molecule: messenger RNA, 1188 nt
Organism: Indicator indicator
Lineage: Eukaryota; Metazoa; Chordata; Aves; Piciformes; Indicatoridae
Gene: CERS6
Product: ceramide synthase 6
Exons: 11
Coding region: 1-1188 (395 amino acids)
Biological process (GO): ceramide biosynthetic process
Cellular component (GO): membrane
Molecular function (GO): DNA binding; sphingosine N-acyltransferase activity
Source: RefSeq, a predicted model, not a curated record